CUUUAAAGAGACGGACAAGGCCAGGGAGAAUUCCCGUUGAAACCCUAGCGGGAGCCAUGGAUGCGAGCUCGCCGGCGCCGACAAUGGAGGAGCUGACGCCGGUUAGCCGGCCUCCGAAGCGCCUCAUCUUCGACCGGCGCUACGGUUGGGUGUAUGAUGAGUGGAGAGACCCAUCGGAAGUCGCCCUAGCUGGAGGGAGAGGAAUGUUUUGCAUUGUACCGAUUGUCAAAGCAUUUCUGAGUGUUUCUUCACAAUUGAUCAAUGCUGCCACUGAUUCUGCAGUGAGAAAUCUUAGAAACCGAAAUCAUACGCCUCAGACAAUUCAUGCAAAUUUGUGCACCCAGUUUCAGAAACUCUUGCAAUCCAUACAAACCCUAGUUUCAAGACGUCGAUUUCCUAAACAAAUCUCAAAUAUGACUGAAUCCCACAAGUCUUGAGCCAAAUGGAGUUGCUUUUGUACUGUGAGAUGAUAUUUGUAUUGAUAUUCAUAGUGUUGGCCUAAUGAGAAUGUAGUAUGUUAUAUAGAUUCAGCUUGUUUUAUUAUUAUAUAAUGUCUAAAUUUUGUCAGGUUUAUCA
Molecule: messenger RNA, 576 nt
Organism: Dioscorea cayenensis subsp. rotundata (Guinea yam)
Lineage: Eukaryota; Viridiplantae; Streptophyta; Magnoliopsida; Dioscoreales; Dioscoreaceae
Exons: 4
Coding region: 57-437 (126 amino acids)
Source: RefSeq, a predicted model, not a curated record